Phytomonas sp. Hart1 is the source of this 1944-nucleotide messenger RNA. Lineage: Eukaryota; Euglenozoa; Kinetoplastea; Trypanosomatida; Trypanosomatidae. The record is from the annotation of a GenBank genome assembly.
AUGCAGACUGAAAAGGUUGAUAAGAAGAAUGGAGCCAACGAUCCUGCCACACGGCGGCAGUCUUCAAGGCUUGAGAAGAUUGUUUCCACAGUUAUUGUGAAGCAUAUAGUAAUAGGACACGUACUCGGAAGCGGGGGCUUUGGAAAAGUUUACUUUGCCUUUGAUCGGAAGAAUAAUAAGAAUGUGGCGGUGAAAAGAAUCGACAAGGAAAUUGUAAAAAGACAGGGCACUCAGGAAUAUGUCGAGCGGGAGAUUGAUAUGAUGCGUAAAAUCGAUAACAAGCAUAUUGUACGACUUCUAGAAGCGAUAGAGACCCCUGAUGCGUACAAUUUGGUGAUGGAACUCGCACCAAAUGGGGAAUUAUUUGAUAAAAUUGUCGACUCCGAACGCUUUGACGAGAAGGUCGCUCGUAACUAUUUUCAACAGCUGAUCCACGCCGUACACUACUGUCAUCGCAUCCACAUCGCGCACCGCGAUCUAAAAGCGGAAAAUCUCCUUCUCGGCGAAGGCAAUAUCCUAAAAGUGUGCGAUUUCGGCCUUUCCCGAUACACCACCGAGGGGACUUUCAACGAUAGCGCCGUGAUGCUGACCUCCUUAGCGGGGAGCCUCGACUACCAGGCGCCGGAGAUGCUCAAAAAGUGCGGGUACGAGGGCUGCGCGUGUGAUAUGUGGAGCUGUGGGUGCAUUCUCUUCUUCAUGUUGUGCAGCUACCUCCCUUUCACCGACCUCACGGACGGCCUGACGCGGAAGCGCAUCCUGAGCUGCCAGUACAACCGCCGCAACCGCUACCUCCCGGAGGACGCGGCGCGGCUGAUUGAACGGCUGCUUGAGCGCGACCCCGCGAAGCGCUACACCACCCGCGAUGUCAUUCACGACCCGUGGUUCGCGCAGGACCUGGAGCCCGGGCUCUUCCCGGACGAGGCCCCCUCCCCGGACCCCUCGCUCUCGUGUGUGAGCCCCGACGAGGCCUUUAUUCAGCGAGUCAGCGGCUCCCCCAACAGCGCGGGCUCCCCUUGCACGGCCUCCCUCUCCCCGACCUCUGAGAAGGCGGCGGAGCUGCACCAGGCCUUCCUGAGCUGCAACGUCACCAAGGACGGCUUCCUCUCGCGGCAGCAGGUCCGCGACGCCUUAAUUAAGCUCAACGGCGAGGAGCCCGUCUCGGAGGAGGAGGUCCGGCGCUUUAUGGACUGCUUCCACUGCGAUACGGAAGGCCGGAUCACCGAGGAGGACUUCGUCGUGGGCUGGACCCAGCACCAGAACCUGCUCGGGAAGAAGUACAACCUGGCGAAGAUGGUGAACCUCUUUCACUACGACCUCGAGAAGGAGUUUCUGGAGGAGAUCCGAAAGGCUUUUGACACGAUAGACACCCAGCACAGUGGGGUGAUCUCGCGCAAGAACCUCGCCGCGCUCGGGAUUGACUUUACUGAGGAGGAUAUUAAUACCUUGUUUCAGUCCGCCGAUCCGGACCAUAAAGGGAAGCUCCAGAUCACCUUUGAAUGCUUUGUGGGGAUGUGCUUAAGGUAUGAUUUGCUGAAAAACCACACGCUCGCGAUUCGGCUUCGUCAUCUCGAUGAUUUGUUCGAUUUUACCGAACACCGCUCCUUUAAGGCGUAUUUGAAUACUGGUUAUACCGUAGCAGGGUCUCGCACGGAGAUUAAGGUGCAGCUUCUUGCUAAACAGAAAUCGCUUGCGACAAAAUUUGAGGAAGGGAAUUCGUAUGGCUUUUUAUACGGUACACAUAUAGUGGACAAUAGGAAAAUUCUGGAAGUGGGGGUGCGUUUAUUGCCCGUGGUAGAAGGUUAUACAAAGGUACUUGUGUAUCGUAUUGGGGGAAAGACGAAGGACUUCCACGCGUGGUUUUUAAACCUCCGCAAAGCGAUGAAAGAUGAGUUGUUGCGAUAUGAAGAAGAUACUGCAGUAGAGGGCGAACCGGAGCUAAUGUAA